GAGGCUUGGAGGCCUGGCCUGGAGGCCACUCUGGAGGAUGAGGUCCAUCGUUGAGUGGAGGGAGACUGGUCAGGAGACCAGAGACCACAGCCAGGUCAAGCACCAGACCACUAACAAAGACCCUAACUACCCGCACAUCAGGAAUUGGCUGUUUGACCACAUCUACUUCAACUUCUACGAUGGAACGAGAGUGUACGACAACCAAGACUCCGUCCAUGGUCAGUCUUCCCGACAACCUCACCACCAUGAAGCUACCAUGUUCAACCAGGUGAUUGAUAAAGUUAUGUCUCACUUGAACACCAAGUUCCCAGGAAAGUACCAACGUGAUCACUGUUCCUCUCUAAGGUACCGGACAGUGCCGACUGUGGGACUGGAACUUGACGUGAUCUGUCGCACCCCCGACGGUGAGACAGAGAGAGUGACUCUGGUGAAGGAGUUCUCUGUACCACGCCUCGCCUUCCACCACGACCGUCCCAACACCUCUAUCACCCUCAUCGUGCCUCUCCAGGGGCGUCUCCACACUCUGAAGGUCUUUCUGGCGAACCUGAGGGUAGUGCUUGGCCAGGGUCUCCUUCAGGUGGGUCUUACUGUGGUCUACUUCAACGACCUGGACAGCCAGAAAGUCCAGCAACUCCUGAAGGCCACGGAAGACCAGACCCACAACCUGAAGACGGAGUUCAUCCCUCUGAAGGAGAAGUUCUCCCGAGGGCUUGGUCUGCAGGAGGGAGUGAGGAAGACCAGACUGGAGGGGCAGGUUAUGUUCUUCUGUGAUGUCGAUGUCCUCUUCAGCAGGGAGUUCCUGACCAGAUGUCUCAACACACCAGUACGAGGCUACCAGGUGUACAUGCCCACACUGUUCUCACUGUACAACCCAAGGUUCGUCUUCCCACACUCUGCUGCGCCACCUUCUGCGCUGCAGCUGAUGCAAGUCAGGGAUCAUUAUGGUUACUGGCGCAUCUGGGGCCAUGGGAUGGUGUGUAUAUACAAGGAUGACGUCUUGAAGAUGGGUCCCAUCCCAAACGGGACCUCCUGGGGUGGUGAAGACCUCAACCCACUUGAGAAAAAGGUACGAUAA
Molecule: messenger RNA, 1075 nt
Organism: Cherax quadricarinatus
Lineage: Eukaryota; Metazoa; Arthropoda; Malacostraca; Decapoda; Parastacidae
Product: chondroitin sulfate N-acetylgalactosaminyltransferase 1-like
Cellular component (GO): Golgi cisterna membrane
Molecular function (GO): glucuronosyl-N-acetylgalactosaminyl-proteoglycan 4-beta-N-acetylgalactosaminyltransferase activity
Source: RefSeq, a predicted model, not a curated record